CGCUCUAUAAUCUGUUUAUUAGUUGCUAACUGCUCGUGACUCAGGAUGGUGCCGCAUGGGUUUUGCUAUCUACGCUUCAAUUUUUUUAAUUUUACAUCAAUCACUCUCGCUAUUACCUUUUCUGAAAAUCUUACGAUCAGGGGAACAGAUAGAUUCCUUGAUGGUACAGUUUGCCUCUUCACUUGUCAAUUAAUUUCCCCUCAUUAUCAAGAACUACAUCCAGCUUAGCAAUUGCGAUAAUGAACCUUUUACUCCGACAAAUUUGGGCGCUGAUACGCAAGAAUCUGCUGCUUAUUUGCGUACGAAAGCCAGUCGUUACCUUCAUUCGUGCAAUCGCUUUACCGCUCGCUAUUGUUUUGGUUGUCGCGUAUAGCAAGGAGUUCUUCUCGACGCCGCAGCAUUGGGGCGUGUCUUCACCUCAUAACAUCCGGUCGCUCAAAGAUGGCCUGGCGGCCACACCUGGACGCGACAUCGUCGGCUUCAUCGACAAUGGCAUGAAAGGCGGAGAGGUUGCUUCAGUCAUUGAUUCGCUGUCUAAGCAGAUCAGCGAGGCUGGAAAAAGCCCCAAAACUUACAAUAGUUCCCGGGCGCUGGCUGAAGAAUGCCGUACUGAUAUGAAAGGCGUCUCGCCUUGCUACGGAGCCGUCGUAUUUCAUUCUAGUCCCAGCGAGCGAUCAAACGAUUCAUCUAUGGGAUUCUGGAACUAUACGUUACGCGGAGAGGGCGGCAGUCCCGCCAAUGUUCUGAGCGACAUGAAUGCUCCCGAGAAAAAUCUCCUGCCUCUGCAGCGCGCAGUGGACACGGAAAUCAUUCGGGUAUCAAGAAUGAAAAACACGUCUCGGCUUCCGUCAGAGUCAAGGGUCAUUCUCUUUACCGACCAGGACCAAGAAUUUCUCGACAAGUCUCGUACUUCAAACUACCUGAGCCUGGCAAUCGAAGCCUUUGGGCCUGUUUUUGCAUUUACUUUAAUUAGUAUUGUUUACCACAUAACCUCCUUUGUGGCCCAUGAAAGAGAACUUGGGAUGUCGGGCCUCAUUGACACCAUGAUAUCAGGCGGUUCCAGUAUUCGAGGCCGGCUGGUCCGGCAGAUCGCGACUUACAUCUCCUUCGCCAUGGUCUACUUCCCCAGCUGGCUUGCAGUGGGCAUCGUCAUCUCCGUCGUGGUUUUCCCAGUUCAUUCUGGAAGCCUUCCUGUGGGUUUUCUCAUCCUCUCAGGGAUGUCAUUCACUUCGUUCUCGCUCUUCGGAGCCUCAUUCUUCAAGAAGGCACAGCUCAGCGGCUCGAUCAUGGUCGUCAUCACUGUUGUUGGCGCUAUAUUGCCAGUGGUUCUUUCCACUCAGACGAAAGCUACCCGCGCGGUCAUAAGUAUUAUAUUUCCCUCUGCGAACCUGACCUACUUUCUCACCAGUAUCGCAACCUUCGAAGCAUUGGACAAGCGCGUCGACAUGAAGCUUACUCACCAUGAGCAACUUGGUCGCAACGAUUACCGAUUACCACUUUACGCUCACUGGGUCAUUGCCGUCAUCCAUAUCCUAUUUUUCUCGGCGCUCGCUUUCGCCGUUGAGCAUGUCCUUUUCUCGACUGCGUCCUCGCACCGGAGGUUUGCGCAACCCGAAAGUUCAGGCGAUGCUACCGUCACGCUCUCGGGUUUUAGCAAAACCUACCGUCCCAGCAUCCUUGCGAGAGUCUUUAAGCGCCGUAAAGACGUGCACGCAGUCAAGGGCUUGGACCUGAAAGCAUAUCCCGGGCAAAUUCUGUGUCUUCUUGGACCUAACGGUUGUGGCAAGUCAACCACACUGAAUUGCAUCUCAGGGGAUCAAAAGAUGUCGUCCGGGGAUAUUACAAUUGAUCAUACUGGUGGUCUAGGUUAUGCACCUCAAAAGAAUGUGAUAUGGCCGGAACUUACCGUCGAGGAGCACAUCCGCAUAUUCAGUGACCUGAAGUGUCUUUCUUCAGUCAACGAUGAAGUAGUCAAUGUCCUUGCCAAGGGCGUUGAUCUGCUAAAGAAACUAAGAGCGCAGGCAAAGACACUAAGUGGCGGGCAGAAACGAAAGCUGCAGAUGGCUAUGAUGUUUGCUGGUGGGAGCGCUGUGUGCUGCGUUGAUGAAGUGUCUACCGGUCUAGACCCCAUCUCCCGACGACGCAUCUGGGAGAUCUUGCUAGUUGAACGUGAGCGGCGAACCAUCAUCAUGACCACCCAUUUUCUGGACGAGGCAGAUUAUCUGGCCGAUGAUAUUGCCAUCAUGUACAAGGGUACCCUGCGAGCUUCUGGAACCGCUGCGUCGCUUAAGCAUAGUUACGGAGACGGGUACACAGUCAAGUUACCGUACCAAACCGAUAUCGACGUGCAAGUAUCAAAGCCUAUUCAAAAAGAGCAAUCACGACAUCAAACAGUCUACCGUGUUGGUACAGCCGCCCUCGCUGCUGAACUUGCUGAGAAGCUUGAGUGGCAUCAACUCCGGGACUAUCAAAUUUCAGGCCCUACUAUGGAGGAGUUGUUUCUCAAAGUCACCGGUGACAAAGCUCUGUUGACCGAUAGGGCUUCCAGCGAGGAAGAAGAUACUGCAAUCAAAGGUCACGACGCUACAGUCAAUGUCACCGAUAGUGACUACGAGCUGACAGAAGGCCAACCGAUUUCCGUCUUCAAACAGUGGUGGAUCUUAUUCUGCAAGCGGUUUCGCAUACUUCAACGAAGAUAUAUCCCUUACCUCAUCGCAAUCGCUUUCGCCAUCGCAGGUGCCGGCGUUGCACCGCUCCUCAUCAAGAUACUCAAAGAACCAAUGGCCUGCCCAACCCUAGCAGAUCUAAUCGACGAUUCUUCGAUCCGUUCCGACUUUGGCACAGGCUAUACUCAAUCGUCAUCCUAUAUUGACCCAAGAGUAUACGUUUUCGGACCAGCCAGCAAGCUCAACGAUUCAACCAUCAGUUCUAGACUUGAGCUAAUGGCGGAUGCAUACUCGACGAACCACACUUUGAAUUUCUCGACCAAUUUCCCCAGGGGUUAUAGCAAUGCAAGUCAGAUCGUCGAGCGGUUGCUACUAGUUAACACCUACGAUGAGUUCUCUCAUGCUGUGCAGAAUAACUGGAAAGUGCAAGCCGCAAAAAGCACCUACAAGGGGUACUCGCCCUUCACUUCGCUGCGGGGUGGUAUAUGGUUGGGCGACGAUAAUUCAGCGCCAACUCUCCUAGCCAACCUUCGCCAGAUCAAACAGUUUAGUCAGCUGACCAACUUUCUGGAUAUAAUGGUUGGCGGCGUUCCUAUUUCGAUGGCGUACGACACCUUUGCGUUGACUGCCAUACCAGAUCUUUUUAAUUUCAGGGCACUGAUGGUUAUCAUCUACUUCGGCCUCAUUAUGUGUUGUUACCCUGUAUUCUUUGCACUUUAUCCUACGAAUGAGCGCAUUUCCAACGUUCGCUCGAUGCAAUACUCGAACGGAAUCCGGCCAGUUCCUCUAUGGCUUUCUCACUUAUCCUUCGAUGCUAUCUUCGUUGUGGUGAUCAGCGCUGCUGCCACUGGCCUUCUUUUUGCCUCCACUCCCAUUUGGACCGGCCUUGGGUUCAUCUUCAUAAUUUUUGUUCUCUAUGGUAUCGUAGCUGCGCUGCUCAGCUACGUCAUUUCGAUGUUUGCAAAAGGAGCUGUAUCCGCUUGGUUCUUGAUGGCGCUGGGUCAGGUCGUCUUCUACUUCGCAUAUUUCGGUGGCAUCCUCGGAGUCCACAGUGCGACCACGUAUCCGGAUUUGGAGCCUACGAUGAAUGCUCUAUUCUUUGGUCUGGGUAUCGUGUCGCCCGCGGUAUGUUUGGAGAGGACUUUGUUUAUCGGUCUUCAACAAAUGGCCUUGUCAUGCAACCAACGGGCGGCUGGAUCGAUAUAUCUUUUCGGCGGACCGAUCAUGUACCUCAUCCUCCAGGGCAUCUUUCUGUUUGCACUCCUGCUUUGGUGGGAUAGCGGCUUCGUCAUUCCAGCAUCGCGCUCACACAAGGUCACCAAGGAUCCCGAAGCGACAGAGAUGUAUGAAUCCGACCUCUUCAGCGAGCGCAAGCGCUUAGUCUCAGGAACCACCGACCUUCGUGUUGACUCUGUCACCAAAUCCUUCGGGAAAAACCUAGCAGUCGACAACGUAACUUUUGGUGUCCAACAAUCCGAGAUAUUUGCCCUUCUCGGGCCUAAUGGUGCUGGCAAGUCGACAAUCAUCUCCAUGAUUAGGGGUGAUAUCAAGCCUUCUACUUCGAACUCCACAAUCGACAUUGCGGGCUACUCUAUCCUUAAGCGUGCAGUUGUUGCUCGAGCAAAUCUUGGCGUGUGUCCGCAAUUCGAUUCGGCCGAUGUUCUCACCGUCAAAGAGACUCUACGCUUCUUCGCGAAGACACGAGGUGUCAAGGAUAUCGACUAUAAUGUCUCUACGGUUAUUGCAGCAUGUGGCCUCGAGGAUUGGACAAAUCAACUUGCCCAAAAGCUGAGUGGUGGCACUAAGCGCAAACUCUCUCUAGCAGUCGCCUUGGUCGGAAACCCUCGUGUCCUAGUGCUUGAUGAACCCUCCUCAGCGCUCGACGCCAACGCAAAGAGAACACUAUGGCGCUGUCUCCAAACUGUAGCAAGAGGACGCGCUGUCGUUCUAACAACCCACUCCAUGGAAGAAGCCGACGCGCUGGCCGACCGCAUCGGAAUCGUAUCCUCGCGCAUGCUCGCCCUCGGGGGACGAGAGGAUCUCAAAAGGCGGGCUGGCGAGAACUUCUACCUCCAUGUCGUUUCGGGUUCUGCACCACGCACUACGCUCGAAGAACUCCAAGUAAUGAAAAACUGGAUUCACGAGACAUUUCCUGACGCGAAAAUCAGUAGAGAAACGCAAGGUGGGCAAGUACGGUUCGAGGUCCCAGCGGAGGGUCGGGAGAUGGUGGACUUGAUUAGAAAGUUGGAGAGUGCGAAGGGGGACUUAGGGGUCGAAUUUUAUAGUGUGGGAAAGGCAACGUUGGAUGAGGUCUUUGAGAAUAUUGUGCGGAAGUAUGGUGAUGACGAUGGCAUCGAACGGUAAGGUCAAGAUUCUACUUCGGAGUUUGUGGAGUGGAAAGGAGUAUUGAGGUAUAGACUAAUUAAUAUAUCAUCGGACUACAAUCACCGUACAGUCUGUGGGCGUAGCACGAACCUUGUUAUGUGGCAUAGGAUGCCAGAAUGUAUUUCUGGCGCGACCCGAAUGACAUUUAGAAACCGAGGCCAAACAUCCAGUAAGCAACAGCAACGUCCUCCGACCGACUCCCGCUUCAAACUGUUAUAACAUGUUCUUCAUGGGUGCAUGCGCUGCUGAUUUUGGAGGCACUACAAGAUAGAGUAUUCUUUUUAGAGCUUUUCGGAUAGGAAAGACGGUGCAAUGACGUCAUGUUCUUUGCGUGAUGCG
This is a messenger RNA of Cucurbitaria berberidis CBS 394.84, 5390 nucleotides long. Its product is annotated as P-loop containing nucleoside triphosphate hydrolase protein. Gene Ontology annotation, biological process: transmembrane transport; lipid transport. Gene Ontology annotation, molecular function: ABC-type transporter activity; ATP hydrolysis activity; lipid carrier activity. The record is from RefSeq and is a predicted model, not a curated record. Gene Ontology annotation, cellular component: intracellular membrane-bounded organelle; membrane. The coding region runs from base 240 to 5030 and encodes 1596 amino acids. The transcript has 6 exons. Lineage: Eukaryota; Fungi; Ascomycota; Dothideomycetes; Pleosporales; Cucurbitariaceae.